CGUACCACAAAUUAAUUUAUUCCCCUACCAGACUUGUAAACAAGAAGCUCCCCCCACCCUGACCCAGAGGGGUCCUGUCCUGAUGGAUCCCAUCCCAGGGAUCCCAUCCCAGGGAUCCCAUCCCGGGGAUCCCAUCCCAGGGUCCCCUUCUCAUCCAUUCCCCAGCCCAGAAAUGUGCAAACCCAACCCCAGUGCAAAGAAAGGCUUUGGCAGGGGGAGCCCUGGGUGCCGUGAGGGGGUCCAGCACACAGGGAACCCCAGAAGUUGUGGGUUUGGGGGCGCAGAGCCUCCGGCAGCCCCUCCUGAAGGCAGCGAGCACUAGAGGGCAGCAGGGCCCAGCGCUGGGCGGCGGGAGGGAGGCAUGGAAAUCAAAUAAAAUAAUAAUUAAAAUACCAAAAUACCAAUAAAUAAAUAAAUGGAUGGAUGGCCAGGUGAAGGGGGCGGGGGGAGCAGGGGGUGUUGAGUCCCUUCUCCUCUGACAACGAGUCUCUCCUCCCCUACCCAAAUGUACAAAAUAUAUUUUGGCUAUCUGAGGUAAAUAACAAGGUAGUAAAAAAAACAAGAGAGGGAUGAACGUUCCUGGUGUUUCCUCGCCCUUAAAAAAAUAAAGCAUCAUAAAUAGUUUUAAAGAAAAUAUGAGGAUGUCCCCCCUCUCUCUCACUCAUAAAUAUAGAUUAUAUUAUGGAUAAAAAAUACGUUUUUCUCUCUAUUCAAAAAGUGGAAAAAUAGAGGAAAAGAAGGGGUUGUGCCCAAAAGGAUGAGGCUGGGAAGAGCUGCCUGGUUCCAGGAGCUCCUGCAAUGUGCCUCUGGGAAUGAAAAGGGAGAACCGAGCACACCCCCCUGCCAUGGGCGAGUGCGGCAAGCUGAGGUCCUGCGAGAUGUGCACGGGCAGCAGCCACCCCCACAACGGCACCGAGUGCGUCUGGGUGGGCUGCGGGACCCCCGAGGAGCCAGAACCCGGGAGCUGCGUGCGGAGAGGCUCGGCCGUGCGGGAGAGCUGCGCCCUCUUCAACAGCAGCAGCCUGUGCAGAGCACUGAAGUCCCACACGGAGGAGCCUCCACGAUCCCAUAGCAAGGAGCCAGUGACACACCCCACAAGGACCACCACCACCAGCGCCCCGCUGACGGGCAGCCCCGAGUUCCACCCGCCCGGCUUCGACACGGCGAGUUUCAUCGGGGGCAUCGUGCUGGUGCUGUGCGUCCAGGCCGUCGCCUUCUUCAUCAUCAAGUUCAUCAAGUCAAAGGACAGCACCUACCAAACGCUAGAGGACAACCAGUAGGUUCUGGGAGCAGUGGGGAGGGGGUGUCCCCCCGCACCCCCGGAGCUUCGCCCUUCCCUGGCACCUCCCCGGGCACGGGGGGAUCCUGGACCCUCCCUCCCGGUUUGCAUGGCGGCUCUUGGGUGUUCCCAGCUGGUUUUGCUGUUCCCUGCGAGCUCUUAGGGAUGGAAAGGAAGGGGAUGCCCCCAGGAGAUCAGGGGUGCAGCCCCUAGAGCCCCUCCUGCCACCUGGGUGAGGCGUCCCAGUGUCCCCAGUGUCCCCAGCCUCACACAGCGGGGUGCAGCCCCCUCACCCUGAGCCUCCUUGACAGCACAGCCUGCAAGGCUCCCAGUUUGGCCCCAGUUUGGCCCCAGUUUGGCCCCAGUUUGGCUCCUAGUUUGGCCCCAGUUUGGCUCCCAGUUUGGCCCCAGUUUGGCCCCAGUUUGACCCCAGCAGCCCCUGCCCCCCUGCCUGCCCACAGCCUUUGGGGGUCCCCUCGUCCCCUCAGGGACCCUCGGGUGCUUUUCCCUCUGGCAGAGCACCCACCCUGCCCUGCCAGCCCCAGCCCCCGGGGAGAGGAGCCAGGGCCCUGCUGUGUGCUUUUGCUGUGCCUCUGUGUGCUCUGGGGGGGUCCCCUCUCCCCCACCCUCUUUCCGUGUGCUGUUUUGGGGAGGGGGCUGCGUGUCGUGUGCCGUGGGGUGACACUUGUAGCUCGGGCUGCCCCCCAUUAAACUCUGCGAGGUGGUGUC
Molecule: messenger RNA, 2008 nt
Organism: Catharus ustulatus (Swainson's thrush)
Lineage: Eukaryota; Metazoa; Chordata; Aves; Passeriformes; Turdidae
Gene: CD164L2
Product: CD164 molecule like 2
Exons: 6
Coding region: 813-1280 (155 amino acids)
Cellular component (GO): cytoplasmic vesicle
Source: RefSeq, a predicted model, not a curated record